AUAUGUAGAAGCGCAAAAGUCAACAUCUGACUGAAAAAAAAACAAAACUGGCCGCUUGUUGGAGCUUCGCGUCCGCUUAAGGGUUUUUUUUUCAUAAGUCUAGGUUCAGACGGAGAAACUUUUGUUGCUCAUUUUCGUCAAUUUCUCUUUUUGUGUUGCCCAUCGCUUUCACACAGAGCAACUCUGAGCAGGCAAUUUUCUGACAUUUCCGUUGAUAUCAUAUUCGCAAAUUUCUGUACGCUUCGUUUACCCGGCACUUACAAACUCUGAUAAAAUUUGUGAUUAUAAGUAAAAGGUGAGUUGAGAACUAAAGUUUUUAAAUAAAUUUUCGUAUUUACAUAUGUAUGUUAAUUUGCUUCUUUGCUUAUUUAGCGCAGCCAUGGCAGAAAAAAUCAAAUGGACUCAAGCGGAGAUUGAAAAUCUGAUAAAUUUGGUGCAGCAGUAUGAAUGCAUCUAAAGUGUGCAGGUUAUUUAGACCGCAACGCCAAAGCCCAAGCGUUUGAUAAAAUCUGCGAAGAUUUGGAAAUGCCGCAAUUAGACGUAAUAGAAGUGAAGAAAAAGUGGAAAAAUUUGAGGACACAGUUUUUGAGAGAGAUGCGAGAGUUGCCGGCUUCUAAAAAAAGUGGUUCAGGACUCUGCGUAUGUACACACCAAAAUUGUGGUGUUAUACACAAUUACAAUUUCUUGAAGCCCACACACAAAUAAGGAGCGGACAGAGUAAUUUUGAGAUAACAUUUGAAUUUUGUUUCUCAUGUUUAUUAAAAAAUACGUGUUUUACUUUUAAGGAUGUAACCCCCCCGCCCGAAAGCCCAGGAGGCACCUCGUCUGAUGUCUCAAACUUUUCUCAGUUUAGCCCAGGAGCCCCAUCGAGUAUUUCUCAUUCUUCCCCACUAAGCCCACAAACGACUUUAAGUGAAUUUAUUGAUAUAAGCACUGAAGCGAGUAGCAGUGGCGCUAGCAAAGAGCCACAGAAGAAACGGGCAAAGGACGGUGCACUGUACAGGUUACCGAAGGAUUUGGCCUCAUUCAAAGACAGAAUCUGCGAAAAACGCACGAAGCCAUUUUCUUGGCUGGGUAACUUGGUAGCAACCCAAAUGGAGGAGAUAAUUCCCGAACAGCAAGACGACGCUGCGUGGGAGGUUCAAUGCCUUAUGCGAAGAUUGGUGCAAAAAUCUAAGAACGCCUCAUCUUCGCAACCUGUUUCGUGUGACCUGCUUCAAGAUGCAAUGAGUGGAGUCUUUUAUAAAACUGAUUUUGAAUGACUGUAAGUAAUAUGGA
This is a messenger RNA of Rhagoletis zephyria (snowberry fruit fly), 1278 nucleotides long. RefSeq lists its product as uncharacterized. The record is from RefSeq and is a predicted model, not a curated record. Lineage: Eukaryota; Metazoa; Arthropoda; Insecta; Diptera; Tephritidae.